AUGUUGCAGCAGGGAUACCUCAAAGAGCUGUUGAUCGACAAGGGGAGAAACAACUUUGCCAGAGGACGUGAACGCCAAGGCCCACCAAAUUCACUGUCACCAUCUCGCACUAUCAACAUGAUAAUCAACGGCAGCGAUGACACCUCCAUCAACGACAUUAUAUUCACUGCCACCCACAAGCUCAAAAGAUCCAUCACCUACGAAUGGUAUGACGGACUCGAAGAAAGUAUCAUCUUCGAUGAGUUAGAUGCCAACGGUUUGACUUUCCCUCAUAAUGACGCUCUCGUAAUUACUUUGUGCAUUUUAGAUACUGAUGUCAAACACAUCAUGGUGGAUGAUGGAAGUGGAGUGUGCAUUAUCCAUCCCCGAGUCCUCACCCAGAUGAGACUUGAGGACAUUAUAGUGUCGCGCUGCAUCACGCUAACCGGUUUUAAUAAUGUAGUUGAGCAGACAUUGGGAGAAAUUACACUCCCAGUCUUGGCCGACAGCGUAACAUUGGAGACGACAUUCCACAUUAUGGACUAG
Molecule: messenger RNA, 525 nt
Organism: Nicotiana tabacum (common tobacco)
Lineage: Eukaryota; Viridiplantae; Streptophyta; Magnoliopsida; Solanales; Solanaceae
Source: RefSeq, a predicted model, not a curated record